Letharia columbiana is the source of this 975-nucleotide messenger RNA. RefSeq lists its product as uncharacterized. NCBI's taxonomy places the organism in Eukaryota, Fungi, Ascomycota, Lecanoromycetes, Lecanorales, Parmeliaceae. Gene Ontology annotation, biological process: protein processing; SREBP signaling pathway. The transcript has 2 exons. The coding region runs from base 1 to 975 and encodes 324 amino acids. The record is from RefSeq and is a predicted model, not a curated record. Gene Ontology annotation, cellular component: Dsc E3 ubiquitin ligase complex.
AUGAAUGAUGCCUCCCCUUCAGCCUCAGACCACGCCCCUCAUGACCUUAACGACGACGCCUCGAACGCUCAUGGGAUAGCCUCCGCCGCCGCCGCCGUGGCUGCAAAUAAUGAUGACGACUCCGUGCAGCGGAAGCGACGCAGACAGCGAGAGCAGAAGGCGGCGUUCUUAGAUCAUCUCAUCCGGAACAUUGAUAUCAUCUUCUACUGCCAACUGUCAAUCCUCUAUUAUAUGGAUAUCUCGCUCUUCAAAUUCCUUUUGCGUGCUUUACCGCACUGGUUCUAUUUUACCCCUAAGCCUUCCAUAUUUCCGCCGCCGUCGCCCACACACCGUCCCUACAUCGGCAUGAUCUUUGGCAACAACAUUGUCUGCAUCAUUUUACAUCUCCUGUUGAGACCGCCAGCUGCCGGGGAAGCCACGAGGGGUUAUUUACUCGGCGGACUAUUGAUUGACUUUGUGGGCCAGGAGAGUCCGGUCAGCAAAUGGAAAUUAUUGGGUCUGGAUACAUUGGUUUUAGCUCUGCAGGUCCUAAUCCUGGCCGUUACACUUGAGAGGAAGAAACUUGCGGUUGAAAACGGAGACGUUUUGGUAGAAGAGGUUGAAGAAGCGAGACAGGAUCAUGAUUCGGAGGAAAGAGGAAUGCUGAGGCGGGACGACACAGUUCAGGACGGCAUUGAGCUCCAAAAUAUACGGCAUACUUCGUCUGGUCGAACAGGAGGCGAUGAGGACAGAGAGCGAGAUGAAUUACUUGAAUCUGACGAAAGCACUGAGCCGCGAGAUCAACACCCUUUGGAUCCCUUCAUCACCGGCCAGGCAGUCAUCGCAAAUGUACGUGUCAUCGAUACUAUCCGCUCGCAGUGGCUCACUGCGGAUACUUCUGGUGAAUCGACUGCUUCAGGUGCUGCAGCUGUUGCCGCUGUUGCAGGAAGAACACUGGGCUAUCGACUAGGGGAGAGACUUCAGCAGGCUCAGUGA